Molecule: messenger RNA, 2716 nt
Organism: Cucurbita moschata (crookneck pumpkin)
Lineage: Eukaryota; Viridiplantae; Streptophyta; Magnoliopsida; Cucurbitales; Cucurbitaceae
Product: protein phosphatase 2C 16-like
Exons: 4
Coding region: 837-2396 (519 amino acids)
Biological process (GO): protein dephosphorylation
Molecular function (GO): protein serine/threonine phosphatase activity; cation binding
Source: RefSeq, a predicted model, not a curated record
UUCCCAUCAUUUUCUCUCUCUCGUGAAAGAGAGGAUAAAUAUAGAAUCAAAGUCAUUGUAGAGCUCUGGAUUCUACUCCUACACUUUCAACUGGUGGGAAACUAAUCGUUGUUCAUUUUCUUCUUCUCUUCUAUUGCUAUUUUGCCUAAUUUCUUGCUCUUUUUGUUCUAAUGGGAUCUUCAAACCUUUCGUUCUAGUUCAUUUCCGUGUGGGUUUUGGCGUUUUGGUUUUAAAUAAGAAGAAGGAAGGAAGGUUUUGGUAGAAGAAGAUUCGUGGGUUUGGAUCGGAUUUUGAUGGGUUGCCUUGGAUCCAGGAAACUCUGAAGUUUUAUGAGAAAAAAGAGGCGAACCCUUUUGGGGAUUUCUUGUGAUUUCGCUUUGUUUUAGAUCCAUCCACUUGUGAUUUCACUUUGAUUUACAUCCUUCCACUUGGAUAAAUGUUAGAGAUACUCGUUUCUCAUACUCUUGUGUAUAUAAGAACUGAUAGCGGAGAAAAGAUUGUUGAUGGUUGGCUGUUCUUAUCAGGAGGGGGAAGAAUUUGAUGAAGUUUUUUGGUGGAAUUUGUUGUUUUGUCAUUGAUUGAAUUUAAAUUAUUGCAAGCUUAGAUCCACUGUUCCUAAAUAGAUCUAAGGAUUUGGUGGCUGCUUUUUGUUCUGCUUGUUUUGAGCUUACACUAUUCAGAAUCUGCCAUUUGAUUUUUGGUUGAAACGUUGUGGGUUUGUGUUAGAGGUUAUAAACCAGCCUAGUUUAUGUCAAGUUUGAUUGCUAAAAUGUUAUGAUAGUGAAAGAAAUUGGAUGAUAGAUAGAUACAUAGAUUAUCUGAAGGAUUAGUGAAGAAUGAUGGAAGAGAUGCCUUCUUCGGUUUCUUUGACCCUUAGUUUAGGCAAUCCAAAGUCUGAUACAUCAGGAAGUCCUAGCCAUGUCGAAUUUACGCGGCUAAAGUUGGUGACAGACAAGGUAAAUUUGUUCUCUGCAUCGACCGCUGACUCGGGUCCUAUUAGUAAUGGUAGUUGCCAUGGUUUUAGUGGUAUAGUCGAUAGCAUAACCGUGUCGCAACCAAGUGAUAGUAGUCAAGGUCGAGAUGGUUUUUGGGGGUUGUUGCCAACGAAUGGCGUAAGUUUGACUGUCGAUAAGGAAGAUGCUACCUUAUCUUCUAUGGGUGACCCUGAUGAAAUGAUAGAUGAUGGGCUGUUUGCUAUUGAUGGUGGUUCUAAUCUUAAUGUACAAGAAGUUGUCAAGAUUGGAGAUGUGAGUAAUGGUCAUGUUGUUGCCAAGGCUAUUAUCUUGGUGGAAUCAGGGAAGAUUCCUACUAGUGAACUUAUUGUGGCAACGGUAAGCUCUGAUUUAGAAGUAUCGACAUCGUCAGAGCUAAAAGCCCCUGCGGUGGUUUUCCAAUCGAAAGGGGGGGAUGGUGUUCAUAAAGGCAUUCGGAGUGUCUUUGAGCGGGAUUGUGUACCCCUUUGGGGGUCGGUAUCGAUUUGCGGUAGAAGACCAGAAAUGGAGGAUGCAAUUGCUGUGGUUCCUUGUUUUUCUAAGGUUCCUAUCAGAAUGCUUGUGGGAAAUGGAAUGGGUCAAAGUUUAACACAUCUCAACAGCCAUUUUUUUGGUGUUUAUGAUGGACAUGGCGGCUCUCAGGUUGCAGAUUAUUGUCGAGAGCGCGUACACUUAGCAUUAGCUGAAGAGAUUAAAGGAUUUAAGCAAAAUCUAAAUAAUGGAAGCAAUGGAGAAAACUGGGAGAAGGAUUGGGAGAGAACCUUUAACAAUUGCUUUGUUAGAGUGGAUGAUGAAAUAGAAGGAAAAGUUGGUAGCUUCAAACCUGUUGCCCCGGAAACUGUUGGCUCUACUGCCGUUGUUGCCUUGGUCUGCUCAUCACACAUCAUAGUUGCAAACUGUGGUGAUUCUAGAGCUGUUCUAUGCCGUGGCAAAGAACCGAUGGCGCUAUCGGUCGAUCAUAAACCAAAUCGUGAAGAUGAAUACGCUCGGAUUGAAUCAUCUGGAGGCAAGGUCAUCCAGUGGAAUGGACAUCGUGUGUUCGGAGUUCUUGCAAUGUCAAGAUCCAUUGGUGAUAGAUAUUUGAAGCCAUGGAUCAUUCCCAACCCGGAAGUCAUGUUUGUUCCUCGAGCGAAAGGAGAUGAAUGUCUUAUUUUAGCCAGUGAUGGCCUGUGGGAUGUGAUGACAAAUGAGGAAGUCUGCGAAGUGGCUCGAAGGCGGAUUCUUCUUUGGCACAAGAAACACGGAGCUUCAUCGCUCACGGAUCGGGGCAUGGGAGUUGACCCAGCUGCACAAGCUGCAGCAGAUUACCUCUCAAUGCUUGCUCUCCAAAAGGGAAGCAAAGACAACAUCUCUGUGAUUGUAGUAGACUUGAAAGCUCAAAGGAAGUUCAAGACCAAAUCAUGAGAACAAAGAGUUUAUCAACCCGAACUUGCCCUCCAAGUUCAUAGCUCGAUAUCUCGAGUAGCAGUUCACAACUUAAUCCAUUUGUACUCUCUCGAGUUUUAAUCAUUUCCAAAAUAUAGAAAAAUUGUAUAUGUAUCAUAGAACUUCCUCAUGAAAAUGCACCUAAAAAAAAGAAGAAAGCAUCUGUAGUGAAAAGUUGUAAUCUAUGCUUUCGGAGUGCAGAGUGCACCAUACGAAUACUUGAUGAUGCCAUCUAUUCUUUGGUUUGUUUUAGCCAAUUCCAAAGUUAUGGGGAUAAUGCAAGUAUUUGGUUCUGCUCA